AGGAGAUUCGCGCUCACGCUGGACGGGGAUUCUGAUGCGCACAGUGUGCUGCGAGAAGUCGGAGUACAAGGGAGAGGACGCCGGAUUUUGACGAAAGGUGUUUCGCUUCCGGUGGUUAAUGAGUGUGGGUGCGCGUCGUCGCGUCGCGUUCCGCUUGUGACCGGGAAUCUGAGUCGGCUAUGUGGAUGUCGGUCCGGGGGAGAUAAGAGCCCAGUGGCUGCAAACGUGCCUCAGACAUCCCUUCUCAGUAUUUUUAUUAGUAAUUUAUUGGUCGGAAGUACAGCACAUACAUACUUAGUCGGGUAUGUAUUUACGGUCUGUCAGCAAGGCAAAGUCCACGCCAUCAUCAUCAGGGCCCGUACUGGCUAACUCCUGAUACCUCGCUUAUCUGCAUCUUCCUUACUACCACCACCACCGCCAGCACCGAGGGUCCCACCAGUCCUCAUCUUCACGACCGGCUCGAACCGACUCGCCUUCUAACGACCAUUGCAUGCCCUCCAUUCUAAACCUCAAAUUCAAGGGAAACAAAUCCUUCGUUGCCUUUAGCAACCUCAAUGACGCCGAAAGUCUUACCAAGACCUGGAAGGUCUGCACUAAGGUCGCCAGCUACCUCGAGCAAGGCCAACGACUAGAGAACCUGGCAUGGCGCCUCUGGCACCUCCAAAACCUCAUGGUCGAUACCGACAACGCCAAGUCGAAACGCGAGUUCCGGAAGCUGUCCAAAGUUAUGGGGGACAAGCUUGAUCGGGAGAAGGGACGGGCGAUCGAGUCCCUCCCCACGCCCGACCUGAACAAGCACUCGCUUUCCUCUGACCUGCUCCGCCAGCGCGCUGAGGAGAAAGAGAGGUCCCGCGAAGCGGCGCAGCUGCAGACCGGUGGCGGACUGCAUCGCAUGCAGUUCACGUUUGCCGUCGAGGUCCCCGCUGAUGAAUCAUCUUCUCCGUCCGCACAAACCGGGAACCAAGCAGGGCAGAUCGGGAGUUUCGACGCCAAGGUUUCUCCAGGAGCAGAGCAGUCACCGAACCUCAACCUCAACAAGCGCAAGCGCUCUGCGGCGCCGGAGCCGGUCGCGCCUGGCACCGUGCGGCUGCCGACCGUCUUCUCGACAUCGUUCGGCCCCUCUGCCCUGCUCGCGGCGCCCGCGAAUCAGCUGUCGUCUGCGCCGAGAAAGAACUACGGAGACACGAUCUCGAGCGGGGGAAACGGGGACCUCAAGAUCGCGCGCCCGACGGUCGAGCUGCAGCUGGAUGAACUGUUGCAUGCGGACAGCGAGGACAUGGAGAUGGACCAUCUCGACAGCCAGGACGAGAGCACGCACGGCAGGCAGGAAUGGGCCGGCUGGGACGAGAUCAUGCAGAACACCGGCGCAUUCGAAUUCGGGACCAAGUCGUUCUCGAGCACACCGGCCAUCCACCCAUCCUCCACACCGACACCGCCCUUCCCCACGUUCGACUUCAUGUCCAUGGGACCGAUGGUCGGCCCGAAUGACCCGGGCUACCACGCACAGGCGUUUUUGGGCUACGGGAUCGGCCCGGGGCCCGGGUUACUGAGCCUGGAUACACACACUGCGGACUCGAGCCCGCACACGCUCGACCCCGGCGCGAUGUUCAGCAGCAGCAGCCACAGCAACGUGGUGACGCCGACCGGCUCUGGACCCAAUUUUAACGGCGGCGGCGAGGACGACGGGCACGACGAGACGCAGCGGAUGCCUGUCCGCCACGAAGCCAAGUUCAUCAAUCACGGACCCGAGGAUCAUGGACACGGUCACGGGCAUGGGCGCGCAACACCCAAGAUCGGGCAGUCGGUCUUCUCUAUUUCCGGUGGCAAGAAGGGCGCCCGGGUCCAGGUGGAUUCGGACGCAGAAGAUGAUGCUCGCUUGGACGACGACUCGGAGGAUGACGGGAACGGGGGCGACGAUUCUGCCGACGAGGACUUCCAAUUCAGGAAUGCGAUGGCCGCAUCUUCAGCGUCCGCUGGUCGCGGCAGGAAGGCUCCUGCGACUGGACGUGGAGGGAAGAAAGUGACGGUUGCGAGGAAGAAGUCUUCUGUCGCCCUGCGCGUGGAUACCAGCGCGAACGUCAGCGCGAGUGCCAGUGUGGGCCGACGCCCGGUGCUCAGCGUCCGUGUUCCCGGGGGCCGAGGCACCAGUGCAUCUGUCAGUACCGAAGCGCCUUCUUCCUCCUUUGCUCUUCCCUCGGCUUCCGGAGCCGGAAGUGGAGGAGCUUUGCCCGGAGAGAAGGCCGAGUGCAGCAAUUGCGGUGCGACCCGAACGCCUUUGUGGAGGAGGGGAUUGAACGAUGAAUUGAACUGCAACGCUUGCGGUUUGUAUUGCAAACUGCACAAGCGACCCCGACCCAAGACGAUGCGUAGUGCAGGCACAAGCGAAGGCCGCGGUCAAUCGGCCCGUUCAGAGGUCGUCGAUGUUGUUGCACAAUGCUAUAACUGCCAUACCACAGCGACCCCGCUCUGGCGCAAGGACGACGAAGGCAAGACUGUAUGCAAUGCUUGCGGGCUCUAUUACAAGCUGCACGGAUCGGCGCGCCCCAUUUCGAUGAAGAACGACGUGAUUCGGAAGCGCUCUAGGCAUGAUGCCAGGAGGGGAAGCAUGUCAAAUGGGCUGGCAGGAGAGGGAAGUCGAAUCACACCCCCUGGCGAGACCAGCAACUCGAGUGGGAGAGCUUCCCCAACCUUGGCACCGGACAGCUCGACCACACCGGGAACGACGAAAUACGAAUCUGUCUCUCCGGAACUGCCGCGGCGGGCGACGUAUCGCGGGGCGCUUCCUUUCCAAUAUCAUCAUGACGCAUUCGCCGAUGCGCUUCCUUUCGCCAGUGUCGACGUUUCUGCUGAUCUUACUCUCGCCCGGGCUAACAAGAGACGGCGGAUGAGUAUCGAUUCGGCUUCAGAGCCACCUUCGUCCGCGUUCUCGGGCAACUCGUUUGGCGGAGAUGGAUAUACCAGUGCUUCGAGCCAGUUCUCGAUGGAGUUCCCGUUCGCCCAAUACCCGAAUGUCUAUUCGGAGUCGUCCGCAUCCAAUAACAACAACAACGGCGGACCGUUCUGGCACCCGCCCAUGGUUCUCAGCCACCAGGAUUCGAUCGGGGGUGCCGGGUCGCCGAGGCUGCAUGCAACGCGGGAUACGCACCAUCUCCACCCGCCGAUGCUGCUCCCGACUCCCGAGUUGGAGGAGGAUACGAUGGACUGGCUGCACCCCCCGAUGCUUCCGCCGUCCUUCUCGGACUCUGAUCACCACUUUUUCGGGGGCCUGCACCCGCCGAUGAUGUACGACGGGGGAGACACGAUGCAUUUCUAGAGGGAGUGCGACCCAUCUCACUAUCUAUUCAUCACUUACGAUCGCGAUGCUCUCAACACAUCACGCACUCACUUGUCACACUGUUCAUUGAAUGUACACACAGGCAUAUUUUGCAUAUAUUCAGGCGCACGCAAGUAAGUACUGUACUGUACGAUACUGUACUUGUACUUCACAUACCAUCGCGAAGAGCCUGCGCGUUUCGGGCUCAUCAAUCAAAUAAAUCUAAUCUCGGACUUCACUUGUA
Molecule: messenger RNA, 3557 nt
Organism: Mycena citricolor
Lineage: Eukaryota; Fungi; Basidiomycota; Agaricomycetes; Agaricales; Mycenaceae
Source: the annotation of a GenBank genome assembly